AUGAAUCCCCAGUGCGCCCGCUGCGGAAAAGUGGUUUAUCCCACGGAGAAAGUCAACUGCCUGGAUAAGUAUUGGCAUAAAGGAUGCUUCCAUUGCGAGGUCUGCAAGAUGGCUCUCAACAUGAACAACUACAAAGGCUAUGAAAAGAAACCCUAUUGCAAUGCACACUACCCAAAGCAGUCCUUCACCACGGUAGCGGAUACACCUGAAAACCUUCGCCUGAAGCAACAAAGUGAACUGCAAAGCCAG
Molecule: messenger RNA, 249 nt
Organism: Cricetulus griseus (Chinese hamster)
Lineage: Eukaryota; Metazoa; Chordata; Mammalia; Rodentia; Cricetidae
Source: RefSeq, a predicted model, not a curated record